Messenger RNA from Galeopterus variegatus (Sunda flying lemur), 651 nucleotides. RefSeq lists its product as uncharacterized. Lineage: Eukaryota; Metazoa; Chordata; Mammalia; Dermoptera; Cynocephalidae. The record is from RefSeq and is a predicted model, not a curated record.
AUGGGCUCCGGACGCGGAGAAACUCCCUCAACAUCCAUCUCCAUCUUCCCAUUCACUGGAGGGCAAGACAAAAGCGGAGCGGAGACUUGGCAGCAGCGCCCGGUGGCUCCUCAGCUGCCCGUGGCACGCAUGGCUCGCCGAGGAGGGGCCGCCUCCCGCGCGCCCUCCCUCCUGCCACCCUUGGCCCGCGCUCCCCGCAGCUCCGCUCGCCUGCUCGGCUCCGGCACUGGCGGCGUCUGGGCCGGGUAGCGCGAAGAGCGGGUGGCCGCGUGUCCUUGGAGUGGUGGCCUUCAGGCGCCCCCGGCAGUCCCGCUAAGCAGAGCGCAUCCGGGCGGCGGCGGCGGCGGCGGCGCCUCCCCGCUGCGCGCCCAGCCCCGCGGCCGCUCGGGGACUUGCUCUCCAGCCCGGCCUCGGAUCGUCGCAGCUUUCCAGCGUCUCCUGGGGCCCCUCAGCGUUUCCCCUCCCUUCCAACCUUCUGAACAAAGUUACUGGAAGAACAAACCAGAUCGCCAGGAUCUGCCCGGCGAAACUGGCGAGAAUAGGGAAUCAGAGGGUCGAUGGGGGAGGAGGAGGGAGAAGCGAGAAGUCGCUGCCAGGCAUUUACUGCAAUGUGCCCGGGGUGGGCGCCAGCUGGGCGCCGUGUCUCCCUAG